UUUUUAUUCAUGAAAUUUCAAGCACUUCAUUUUAACCGUUGGUGGUGACGUAGGAAGACAAGCAGCAUAAAAAAGUCAUAUUUUUUAAUUAAGAAAACGGAAAAUAAAAUAUUACAGUAUAACCCUCAUAUCAUUCAUCUAUCAUGAUUCGGCUAUGUUGAAAAAAAAUAAAUUAAAUAUGUACCGAAUGUGAAUUUCGUCAUUUGUAACACUUGUUACUGACGUGUAGAUGCAUUCAUUUCCAAAAACCUUUCAUUAAAAAGGAUCGUUUUAAUAACUUUUUUCCCUCACUUGGGUGUGUUUGCAGCACUUUUUUUUUUCCCCACAAUGUUGGCUGUGUUGUAUGUUUUUUACUCGUAAAAUUUCAUUUUUGGGUUGGUCACACUAUCGAAGGAAAAGUUGUCGAAAAGAAUGUUUGUAGUUUUUUGAAUAAACAAAAAAUAAAAAUAGUAAAACAGACAAAACUGGGAGACGCAUGCUUGGACAGAAAAGAUGUGCGACGUUUUCUUUAGCAGCAUUUACCACCUGUAAUCCAAUCUUAAAAACACCAGUUAACUGCUUUUUAUCACAUUUUUGACUCGCUCGUGUUUCAAAUAUAGCAAUUGGAAUGACUCUUUCGCUAGAAUAUGCGUAUUGGUAUUUUUCUUUUUUCUGCCAACAGUUGUAGUUAUGUUCAACAGGGGAAAAUUGUGCUUGUACUUGCGUUACAUUUCGCACUCAGUGUGAACAGCCACACGCAAAACGGCGACAGACAUCUCGCCAGAAGUGCCGCGCCGCUUUAUUGGACGAAUACUUGCGUCUUUGCGCUGCCAACGAUUUGAGCGCUUCCCGCCCUCGGGCUGACUGACGACAUCGUGACCCGUCACGUCCCCGACUGGCCGAUUUUGUUGUUUCAAAGACGACCUUUCGAGCCAGAUUUCCCCCCCCCCCCCCCCCCCGCGCGCCUUCGUCCCACCGUAAAUCUCACGCCUUCCUUUCUUUCUCCCUCCACGCCUCAUCCGCUCGCUCUGUAAUAUUUCACUCAUGCGCGUUGACAGGCUUUUGACACGUGUGCUUUUAAACCAUUCAUAUUAUUCACACUUGCGGCUUAUUUUGGCGAAUACCCGGCGGCGAGUGAGGAUGGAAUGGGGAAGACGCGGGCGGACAUUUCUGUUGUGCGGCGAGGCCUUCCGUCAGCCCGGAGGUCACACGACGUUACCCGGGAUUUGGCGCGCCAUCUUUGCCAACUAGCUCUGACCUAACUGGCGACUAAGCUGUCCUAUGUGACCUUCCUAACUCAUCCGCAGUGCCUACCUACAUAACAACUCAACUACCAGCCAACAGACCGAGCAGCUGGCGAGUGUUAGCUUUUCACGCUGGAUGUCUUGGCCACGAGGUAGGAUGGCAAGACGGAAGCCUUAUCCGAAUGCCGUUUUUCAACAAUCCACCUUCCGACGACGUUGCAGAUUAUUUAUCCUUUUUCCACCUGUCUCAGGAAAACACACUUCCUAUUUUCUUGAAUGUCUUUGAAAGCAACACAACAAGGCGCGUGAGCACUUUUUCCCGUGGACGCGGCCGGACGGGCGGGCACGUGUGUCACAGUCGCGUGCCCCGCGAUGUGGCGCGCGGGCGGUCAAAAGAAACACGACAAGGACCCCCACUACCCGCCCCGCCUCCUCCCGGGCCUGGAGCAACGGUCUGUGAACGCUGCAUGCGGGGGAGAGCGCUUUCCAAGUCAAAUCAGACUGUCAACACUGCGCCAGGCGCCGCAACACAAAUCCCUCCACCCGCAGGUAAAGUCAGCAGCAGCUUUUCCGUCCGGAGCAUCCUGGACUUGCCCGAGCGCCACCCGAAGGCUUUGCCCGCGUCCUCGCCACCUUCCUCGGCCGCGGGCUCGCCCCUCGCCCCGCCCUCCUCCUCCUCCAUCUCCUCCAUCUCCUCCGCCUGGAUGCUCGACUCGGACCGAAGCUCUUGUUUGUGUUGGGACGAAGGCGGCGGCGGCGGCGGCAGCCCGGAGGCCUCUCCGGACUCCACCAAGCCGGAGCCCGACGAGGCGUCCCCCGACGCCGCCGAGCCUGCGCGCGAGCCGGCGAAGAAAAGCAAGAAGCGGCGCGUGCUGUUCUCCAAGGCGCAGACGGUGGAGCUGGAGCGGCGCUUCCGCCAGCAGCGCUACCUGUCGGGCCCCGAACGGGAACACCUGGCCCGCGUCCUCAGCCUGACGCCCACCCAGGUCAAGAUCUGGUUCCAGAACCACCGCUACAAGAUGAAGAGAGGCCGGGGGCCGGCGGACGACCUGCUGGAGAUGCUCCGGCCUCCGCUGCUGGUGCCGGUGCUGCUGGGCGACCGGAAGCCGUUCGCCGACGGCUCGGGCGAGCUCCGCGUGCCGCUGGCCGCCUACCCGGCCGUGGCAGCCCUCCGGCAGCCCGCGGCCCUGGCGCUGCAUCCGCGCCCCCUGCAGCACUUGCGAAGCCCGGCGGCCCGCGGGCUCGCCUGGACCGACUUGUGGAGCGACUCGGUCCACUUUGCUCCGUUCAAGUGACGUCGUUCCACACCGCGCGUGCGCGAACUCUGAACUUUCCCCCAGGCAACUUAGAGCUUCCCCGAGAAUGAAAGAGCGCUUUGCACAUUUUUUUCCCUUCCAUGUUGUUCAUAUUUUUCGUAAUUGUGCUCUAGCCUGUAGAUUAUUUUUCAAUAUCUGGUGCUACGUGCUUAUAUCUUAUUGAUUGUACAUUGGAAUGAAGUGCAGUAUUAUGCAAAAGUGCAGCAAAUAUAUAUUUUAUUA
This is a messenger RNA of Phyllopteryx taeniolatus (common seadragon), 2761 nucleotides long. RefSeq names its product NK2 transcription factor related, locus 9 (Drosophila) (gene nkx2-9). Gene Ontology annotation, molecular function: DNA-binding transcription factor activity, RNA polymerase II-specific; RNA polymerase II cis-regulatory region sequence-specific DNA binding. The transcript has 3 exons. The record is from RefSeq and is a predicted model, not a curated record. Lineage: Eukaryota; Metazoa; Chordata; Actinopteri; Syngnathiformes; Syngnathidae. Gene Ontology annotation, cellular component: nucleus. Bases 1406 to 2518 code for a protein of 370 amino acids. Gene Ontology annotation, biological process: cell differentiation; regulation of transcription by RNA polymerase II.